UCACGUGAAAUUAGCAAUAAAAAAAGGGGGGACUUAAAUUAAUGGAAGAAUUGAAGUGUGGUUAGUUCUCUCUCUCUCUCUCUAACUCUCUAAAGGGAUCGAGUCUAAGGGUGUCAACCAGAAGACUCACGCACUACUGCAAGUCGCCACCUGCCUUUUGUCUGCAUACUCUUUGGUUUUCAAACGAUUCCUUUGUGGAGAAGAAGAGAAAUAAAAAGGGGGAAAAUAUGGUAGGAAGUAAUUGUGAUGAGAAGAUGGCAGUCAUCUCUUCCACUGCAAAUGAAUGGCCAAUCCACCAGAAGAAUCAGAUAGAUGGCAGAAGCUUGAUGGGGUCUAGGGUUAUGGAGAAACCAAUGAACGGCCAAGAUCAAGCGAUGCCGCCGCCGCCGCCGCCGAACCAACAACCUCUGAAAUGCCCACGUUGUGAUUCAUCGAACACCAAGUUUUGUUACUACAACAAUUACAGUUUGUCUCAGCCCAGGCACUUCUGCAAGGCGUGUAAGCGGUACUGGACUAGAGGGGGGACCUUGAGGAAUGUUCCGGUGGGGGGAGGGUGCCGGAAAAACAAGAGAAUCAAGAGGCCAUCUGCGCCGUCCGUUUCAUCGUCAUCAGCUACACAAGAUCACCACAUCUCAGCUCCUUCAUCUUCAGCUCCAAAUCUUCAAGUUCAAGCCCAGAUGGAUCAUCAUAUUAAUCCUUUGCUUUAUGGGCUCCCCACUAGUACCCCUUCCGAGCUAGGCCUCUCGUUUCCAAGAUUGUUCAGCUCUAGGGUUUCAAACUUUGAGGGUACCAAUAUUUCUGGAUAUGAUCAUCCCCAUCACCAUAUGGGAUUAGGGUUUUCUUCUUCUAAUUCUGGGCUUUUGGGUGGUGAAAAUGGGUUUGCUAAUAAUAAUACCUCAAAUAAUUCUCUUCUUUCUAGCUUCCAUGGCGGUGGAUUGUCUUGUUCUUCUUCUUCUUCUAGCUCCACUUCUACUUUGGCUUCUUUGAUUGCUUCUAGCCUUCAUCAAGGGGCAAACAAUAAUGGGUUUCAUGGGUUGUCCCCAUAUGGAGAGAUGCAAGUGGGAAAUGGGAAUAUGGGGCCAAAAGAAGUGAAAAUGGAAGGUAAUUGGAAUAAUAAUAAUAAUAAUACCAAUAGUUUGUCUAGCCACCACUAUCAGAUCAUGAAUCAGACAACACAAAUCAACACUUCUUCUUCUGAUAAUAAUCCUUCACUUCCAUGGAAUAAUGGUGGUUCUUGGUUUGAUCCUUCCAAUAUGGGAUCUUCAGUCCCUUCAAUUCUCUGAUAUGAUCUAUCUUUUCUUUGUUCUUGGUUUUCUCCCUCUUUCAUUAACUUUGGGUCUCUUUAAUUUCUUUCUAGCUAGCUGGAUGGCUACUUUUUCCUUCCUUUUGCUUUUUUGGUUUUUUUAGUUCAUAUUUGAAGGCUACAGCAACAGAUGGGGGUCAAAAGGGGAAUAUAAAAAAUUUUCAAGGUUUCAUACAUAGAGAUAGAUGGGAGGAGAUUGGAUCUGAGUGAUCAUGUCAGCUGCAACAAAUAUAUAUAUUCAUCAUCAGCCUAUAUGUUAAUUUUUGCUAACAGAGGUUGAGCAAAUUAAAGUUGGAAUCUUUGCGCUGAGAGGAACCUCAGAUCCUUUUAUUAUUAUUCCCGUCAGAUCAAGAAUCACUCGCCGGCCGGCCGCCGGAAGAUCAGAGUUAAAUUUGGGCACAAGCUAAGUUCUAAUUCAAGUGAGUUAAUUAGUUUGGAUUAAUAUUAUAUUCCUAGCUAUAUGUAUAUAUAUGCAUUACGUAUGUAUUUCUCUAAGUACUGUUUCAAUCUGUGUAUUAGGUCUGGGGGUUUUAUUUACAUGUUGGACUCCUCGUACAACACAAGAACUUGUAACGAGGAACCCAUUAACUUUUUUUUCUUCUUUUCUUUCUUUUUCACAUUUUCAAGAUUCUUGUUAUAGUUUAGGGGAAUGGGUGGGGUAUAUUGGUAUAGCAGAGAGAGAAAGAGGGAGACUUGUUAAUUGGAUAUGGUACUACGUUAUUAAUUAAGAAUACGCUGCCUUAUGUUUUACA
Ipomoea triloba (trilobed morning glory) is the source of this 2055-nucleotide messenger RNA. RefSeq names its product dof zinc finger protein DOF1.4-like. Gene Ontology annotation, biological process: regulation of DNA-templated transcription. NCBI's taxonomy places the organism in Eukaryota, Viridiplantae, Streptophyta, Magnoliopsida, Solanales, Convolvulaceae. The transcript has 2 exons. The coding region runs from base 228 to 1283 and encodes 351 amino acids. The record is from RefSeq and is a predicted model, not a curated record. Gene Ontology annotation, molecular function: DNA-binding transcription factor activity; DNA binding.